CAUUUGUGAUCAGCCCGUGCGCAGUUUAACCAACCACCCCAACUACCUCUGCCUGCUCUGGUCCGUCUGUUCUUCUGCUUGAAGCCAUGUCUUCUAUGCUAAGCUUAACCUCUCAAGGCGUUGUGUUUGCGACCGCCAUGGUGGUUUCCAGCACUGUUCUUUUUCUAGCUUUCUCCAAGCAAAAACCCUCUCCUUCAAUUCAAAAUCUUCGUUCUUGCUUGUCUUCAGACGGAAAGAAAAAAGAGAAAAAGAAGAAGAACAGAAGAGUGAGAUUUGCAGAGAAUGUGAAGGAUACAAAAGAGAACGGAGAUGAAUACAGAAGGAAGAAGGAGAAUUCUCUGUUUGGCAAGCAAGAAAAAGAGAAAGAGAAAGGAAAAUCGAUUAGGAGAAUUGAUGGAGUAUGCAAAAAUGAAAUCCAGGGAAUGCCAGCCAAUAGGAUUGCUCUCUACAAUGGAAUCCUAAGGGACCGUUUGCACAGAAUGGAAUGUUCAUAUUAAUCUCUCUUUUCCAAAUUCUUCAUUUUUUUUUUUAAAUAAUUAUCGGGGUAAAUAUUAGAACUUUGAUUUUUUUUAAAAAAAAAAAAACUGGGAACCUUAUUGUAUUUUAGUUGUUUUUGU
Messenger RNA from Manihot esculenta (cassava), 617 nucleotides. RefSeq lists its product as uncharacterized. The coding region runs from base 87 to 497 and encodes 136 amino acids. The transcript is spliced from 2 exons. The record is from RefSeq and is a predicted model, not a curated record. Lineage: Eukaryota; Viridiplantae; Streptophyta; Magnoliopsida; Malpighiales; Euphorbiaceae.